UCGGCACCACUGUCGCCCGUCUCAUUGCCAUCUCCCUCUACACUGGUGGGACCCUGCUUGUCGCCUUCUCCACCCCAGAGAUGGCAGUGCUGCUCUUCCCGGCCAUGUCCAUGCUAUCAGUGGGUGGCAUUCUCCUCAUCCUCACCAACAUGCAGGUGGGAAACCUCUUUGGGAAGUAUCGCUCCAUCAUCAUCACCCUCUACAACGGAGCCUUUGACUCCUCCUCCGCCAUCUUUCUCAUCAUCAAGGUGCUGUAUGAGCACGGGCUGUCCCUGCGGGCCAUGUUCCUCUUCAUGGCAGCCUGCAGCACCUGGCACCUCCUGCGCACCCUCUUCCUCAUGCCCCGCACCCGCAUCCCCUACCCGCUGCCCCCCGCCUAUGACUACGGGCUGCGGUGCCCGGGGCGGUCCCGCUCCUACCGCACUUACGAGGAGAAGCGCCCGCCGGGGGAGGCCGGGCCCGAGGAGACCCCCCUGGAGCCGGGGGCACCGCGAGACGCGGCCCCCCCGGUGACGCCCUUCGCGGCCUGCGCGCGCUCGGCGCUGUUCGCCUGGCACGUGGCCUGGCUGUCGGUGAUGCAGCUGCGGCACUACCUGUUCAUCGGCACCCUCAACCCCCUGCUGGACCACCUGGCCCGCGGGGACCCCCGCCUGGUGAGCACCUACACCAACGCCUUCGCCUUCACCCAGCUCUGCGGGGUGCUCUGCGCCCCGUGGAACGGCUUCAUCCUCGACCGGCACAAGCGCGGCAGGACCCCCCGCCCCGAGGGAGCCCUGGGGACGCUGGCGGACCUGCGCGCUUCGGUGCUGUCCCUGGCGGUGACAGUGACACAGUGCCUGCUGUUCUCGGUGUGCGCGGCCGUGCCCGUCCUGCCCGUCCAGUUCGGCACCUUCGUGCUGCAGGUGCUCAGCCGCUCCUUCCUCUACGGGGGCAACGCCGCCUUCCUGGCCAUCGCGUUCCCCCCGCAGCACUUUGGGAAGCUCUACGGCCUGGCCAUGGCCCUGUCGGCGCUGGUGGCCCUGCUGCAGUACCCCUUGGUGGCCCUGGUGCGUGGGCCCCUCGGCGGGGACCCCUUCUACGUGAACUUGGGGCUCAUCGCUGUGGUGCUGGUGGCCUUUGUCAGCCCCGUGGUGGUGACCCGCGAGUGCCAGCGGCGAGCCAAGGAGCUGGGGGCUGCUGGCACCCCCCUGGCAGCCCCCCCCAGCACCCAGGCCACCUCCGAGCUGCCCCACUGAGCCCUGUGCACACCAGCCCCCCAUUUCCUACUGGACUUGGGGGGGGUGUGCAAGCGGGACAGGGGGGAGUUGGGAGUGCAAUAAACCACGCUGCCCCCUC
Apus apus (common swift) is the source of this 1335-nucleotide messenger RNA. RefSeq names its product solute carrier family 43 member 3 (gene SLC43A3). The record is from RefSeq and is a predicted model, not a curated record. The coding region runs from base 81 to 1235 and encodes 384 amino acids. The transcript has 11 exons. Lineage: Eukaryota; Metazoa; Chordata; Aves; Apodiformes; Apodidae.